Thalassophryne amazonica is the source of this 2805-nucleotide messenger RNA. It is a transcript of the gene dnajc5aa, whose product is annotated as DnaJ (Hsp40) homolog, subfamily C, member 5aa. Gene Ontology annotation, biological process: regulation of synaptic vesicle cycle. The record is from RefSeq and is a predicted model, not a curated record. Bases 179 to 778 code for a protein of 199 amino acids. Lineage: Eukaryota; Metazoa; Chordata; Actinopteri; Batrachoidiformes; Batrachoididae. Gene Ontology annotation, cellular component: presynapse; membrane; intracellular membrane-bounded organelle. The transcript has 5 exons.
UGCGGGGGGCGGAGCCUGCGUCCUGCUGCAGCUGUCCAUGGUUGUGUCGUGGGGAUCCACACGGAAUCCGGAUACGACCGACAUGCAGCCAUAGUCACGCUUCACUCUCCACAAUCUGGGAUCGUUUGCUUUGCAGCGCAUCACAUUCGACUGAAAGCCUGUCGACGUGUGAAGCAAAAUGUCUGAGCACCAGAGACAGCGCUCUCUGUCCACCGCCGGUGAGUCUCUCUACCAUGUGUUGGGAGUUGACAAGGUGGCCACCAAUGAUGACAUUAAGAGAUCUUACAGGAAACUGGCACUGAAGUUCCACCCUGACAAGAAUCCUGACAAUCCAGAGGCAGCUGAUAAAUUCAAAGAGAUAAACAAUGCCCAUGCAAUUCUGAAUGACCCAACAAAACGUAAUAUUUACGACAAAUACGGUUCCCUGGGGUUGUAUGUGGCUGAACAGUUUGGAGAAGAGAAUGUGAACACGUACUUUGUUCUGUCAAGCUGGUGGGCAAAGGCUCUGUUUGUACUUUGCGGCGUGGCCACUGGCUGCUACUUCUGUUGCUGCCUGUGCUGCUGCUGUAAUUGUUGCUGUGGAAGGUGUAAACCACGGCCUCGGGAGGGUCAGGAACAGGACUUUUACGUGUCUCCUGAGGACUUGGAGGCUCAACUACAAUCUGAUGAGAGAGAGGCUGGUGGUGACCCAAUUGUGCUGCAACCUUCAGCAACAGAGACAACGCAGUUAACAGCAGAUGGUCACCACUCCUACCACACUGACACCGGCUUCAACUAACCAUCCCUUCCUGUUGAUUCUGGCCUGCAGUCUUGCCUGCUUCCCUGGUCCACCUAAAUGACAUGAAAGAGAGGGGCAGUCCAUCUUUUGGCUUCAGAAAUGGAGCCAAGCAGAGGGGAAGGACUUGUCAGCAUGGCCCAUGAACAGAACUAAUGAAACUAAGGAAUCCUUUCCACCAUCCCUGAUUGACUCACUGCUCAUUUCCCCCUAAACAAUAUAUUAAAAAACCCCAAGAAGGUUUCCUUUUUAGGUUUUAUUUUGCAAUUCUUUGCCUUUAACUGCACAGUUUGCCUACCCAGCUGUCUUUGACCCAUAUUUUGCAUCAUGGUGUAGCAUGCACUGUUGAGAGAGAGAAAAAAAUGCCCCAAUUUUCAUUGAUCUUUUGCAAGAUUCAUAACGUUUGUGCAAUAUGUGUAGAUACAAUUCAGCGGGACGGGGCUAGUUUAGUUUUACACUAAAGGUAAAGGCAUGGCUCAGGGAGGUGCUGGAUACAGAGAGUUGGUGCCAUCAUUAAACCUUCAAGAACAGCACUAUCAAGCUACGACAAUUUUCAUACCUGAUUUGCAUAUUAAAAAUGGUAUUUAAGUUGAUCAUGGUCAGAUUGUCAGCGCUAUUUGGCGGUGCACUUCUUUGUCUUUCGUGCAAAUCACUGGCUCAUUGAGGCACAUAACUUUAUUUGCAUACACUUUGACAUGAUAUUUUUACCUUUAUUUAUAUCUUAUGUUUUCUUUCUUACACUUUCACUUCCGUGCAUCCUUUUAAGAUGUCGCCGACUUUCAAGCUCUUAUCCAACAUGGAAUGGGUUGUUUUAGCAAUUAAAGUGAAAAUCUGUUAAGAUUUCUUGUAAGAAUUUCUAUCUAACUUAAUGAGGAUUUAGAAAAGUGGGUCCAAAUUAACAAUGCAAAACUCUCACAGGCAUUUUUAAAAUACAGACUUUCAUCUUUUCAGUCUGGUAUGGCAUUUGGACUUUUUGCCACCUUCAUUUAUUUCAAAGACUUCAUUAAGACUGAAGAAUAUAAAUUUUACCUCAUUAUUUGUUUACUUAAGUUGCACAAAGCCAAGGAACUCGAGGUAAUCCAGCCAUCUCUGAUCAGAGGCUGACAUGUUUUUAACUCCGGGUCAUCUUUAACAAGUACAUGUGUUGUUAAGAUGCUUUUACACUGUUUGUUGUAGGUUUGUAAAGAAAAGCUGCCUGCAGGAUAUUCACAUGGGAAGGGAGGAAUAAUAUUUUUGUCAUGUUUUUAGUCCUUGUGUUUCAAACUGAAAUCUGAAAAUGGACAUUUUGUCACACAUAGUGGUUGUCUGUCAUUGUUGAGUUGUGUGAAUGCUUGUAGAGUAAAAGAUGCUCAAAUGCAUAUCAUCUUCUGUGAGCCAGUGCUACAGGCAGCUCUGAAUUAUCUUUUUAUUUUCGCUCCAAAAAUUGCAAUAUAUCUGCAAAUUGCCAUAAAUGGUCAUGAACACCUUUUCCAUCUUUGUCAGUUUCAUAAAGGAUAAUAUGUGUUUCAGUGGUUUACAAUUGGUGAGCUCCUGUUGGCCACCCUCUGCUAUUAAUAGUAUGGAUGUUGACCUCUGUGGCCCUUGUAUGAUGUUUCCUGUAACCUUUGAUGAAAAAUAGAUGUACCUGUCAUAGCUUUUUCAUUGACACACUGAAAAAUGCUACUAUAAAUGUUUUAAGUUGAAUGCACUGUUUAAAAAUAUAUAAAGGAUUAACAAUCAGGUCAUGAUUCCAUAAAAAAAAACAAUAUAGUAUAUAGUGUAUCUAUAGUGAAAUGGUUAUAUGAUGCAUUUUUGGACUUUUAUUUAUUUCCUACUUUGUCAUGGCUUUAAUUUAACCUGCUGCGGUGUUGUAAUGUAACCAUUAAAUUAGGCAAAGAACAGUUUAAUGGUUGAGGUUGCUUGUACAUACACUGAACCAUACAAAGUAUAAAACUUAACAUUUAUGUUGUAGCAUGGUAACUGUGUGUCUGAAAGAAAAUGUGGAUCAUUGAUCUGAUUUGCUGUUGGUGAAUAAAUGUUCCUGAACAUUU